Cryptomeria japonica (Japanese cedar) is the source of this 795-nucleotide messenger RNA. RefSeq lists its product as uncharacterized. Lineage: Eukaryota; Viridiplantae; Streptophyta; Pinopsida; Cupressales; Cupressaceae. The coding region runs from base 1 to 795 and encodes 264 amino acids. The transcript has a single exon. The record is from RefSeq and is a predicted model, not a curated record.
AUGGUAACAUGUAGCAAAGGGCCUUAUUUUUUGAAGGCAAUAGAUUGUUCAAGGGAAGAAAAAAAAGCAAAAUUUUUUCAUAACCAGUUAUGUGACAGCAUUGAGGAGGUGGGAGCAUCACAUGUAGUCCUAGUUGUUACUGAUAUUGCCCCUGUUUGUAAAGUAGCAGGCAUGUUGGUGCAAAAAACGUACAGGCAGAUAUUUUGGACACCAUGUUGUGUGCAUUCGUUGAAUAAUGCACUCAAAGAUAUUAGCAAGUUCCAAUGGAUUACAGAUCUCAUAGAGAAAGGAGGGAAAAUACAAAUGUUCAUAUGGAACAAUCACCACACACAAGCUAUUUAUCGUAACUUUGCCAAGGUGGAACUUCUCAAACUUGUUGAUACACGUUUUGCAUCUUACUUCAUUCUUCUUGACCGCCUUUGUGAAGUCAAAGGAGCUUUGUGUUCCAUAGUUGUUAGUGAUGCAUGGGCAACUUGGAAGCAAUCUACAUCAGAUAUUGCGGUUGAGGUGAGAGGUAUGGUCCUUGAUCAGUAUUCUUGGGUUGAUAUUAAGUUUGUUGUGGACUUUAUUAAGCCCAUAUGUGAGGUGAUCAGAUUUGCAAAUUCAAACAUGACAUGUUUGGGAGAGGUUUAUGAAACAAUAGAUUCCAUGUGUGAACAAGUCAAGAAGAUAGCAGAUGCAAAAGAUAUUUCUCUAUAUCCUUUGAUAGAGGAAAAGUUACAUGGAAGGUGGAACAAACUUAACACACCUCUUCGUUGUGUGGCCUAUGCCUUAAUCCUAAAUGGUAUGACAUAG